Messenger RNA from Torulaspora globosa, 915 nucleotides. RefSeq names its product Sut1p (gene SUT1). The transcript has a single exon. The record is from RefSeq and is a predicted model, not a curated record. Gene Ontology annotation, molecular function: DNA-binding transcription factor activity, RNA polymerase II-specific; zinc ion binding. NCBI's taxonomy places the organism in Eukaryota, Fungi, Ascomycota, Saccharomycetes, Saccharomycetales, Saccharomycetaceae. The coding region runs from base 1 to 915 and encodes 304 amino acids. Gene Ontology annotation, biological process: regulation of DNA-templated transcription.
AUGUCAACCAGUAUUCCUGUGAUUAAUAGAAAUCAGACUUUACCACCGCUAUUGUUGCCGGAUCUUAGGUUUUUGAAUGAACGUCAAUAUCAGAAAAUUUCAUUUGACGUUCCUACUUGUUCGCCCGUAGCGAUGAGUGAGGGCUCGUCAAAGAGGUUUAGUACGCUUGAGAGCUUGGCAAACGUUGCUACCAAGCGGUUGAAACUGUCGAGCGAAAAGACGUCGUUGAGUCACAUGAUGACACCUCCGCCGACGGCACCUGUGAGUGCGCCCAUUUCGCCAUCUCCGAGCUAUGUGGCCUUCCAAGAGAACGCAUCCUCUGGCGCGUCCUCGGUAAAGAGCACGUCCCCUUCUCCUUCGUCAUCAACACCAGCAUCGGCUUCAGCUGCUCCCGCCUCGAGUCGCUCGGACAGGAAAAAUAGCACAUUGAACACUGCCAAGAGACAGCGGAUUGGACCCAGUUGUGAUGGCUGUCGGUUGAAAAAAAUUAAAUGUGAUGCGUCGAUCGAGAUCCUGCUGCAAGAUGAAUCUAUUAUUCCCUUGUUUGCAAGGGAAUUGCAUCAUGUGUUCACGAGACAGGAGGUUUUGGACCACUCAGACACGUUGUUCAAGAAACUGGGUUUGCCCGACUCGAUACUGGAGGAGACCGCGCAGGACGCUGCCGACGACGAGCAAAACAGCACUGCAGGGAGGACACCUAUCUUGAUAAAGCAUAUUGAUAAGAUCGUGUUGUUUAGAUGCUGCAGCUCGUGUCGAAAGAGACGGAUCAGCAACGGGCACAGUCACGACUGUUGCGUCUUUUCGAAAGGCUUCACGAGGGCAGAUAUCAACGUGUUCUCCAAGAUAUCUUCCAAGGUGCCAGGCAAAUCGAUGGCUGAGAUGGAUAUCACCGAUUAUAGAAAUGCUGGUUUUUGA